This is a messenger RNA of Trypanosoma theileri, 1638 nucleotides long. RefSeq lists its product as uncharacterized. Bases 1 to 1638 code for a protein of 545 amino acids. The record is from RefSeq and is a predicted model, not a curated record. NCBI's taxonomy places the organism in Eukaryota, Euglenozoa, Kinetoplastea, Trypanosomatida, Trypanosomatidae. The transcript has a single exon.
AUGCUUAAUGUACUCUCUACUGCUGCCCCGGCCGCUCUUGCCACUAUGGUUUCCACGCGUCCAGCUCCACUUGAACAGAUCUUUGAACGUUGUAAACUUAAUCUUGUAGAGUUUACUGCACAAGAUAUUUAUCAAAUCUGUACAACUGCGUAUAAUAUGGAUAAUAUUGGAAUGACGCAGGACCCUGAUUUCAUGCGGGGACUUCAUGACGCUUUCCGCCGUUCUGAUCAGACAGUCCUUUCUCCUUUUCAGGCUAAUUUAAUUGCGGAUACUUUCCGAAAGGUGGGUAUUAUCAGUAUGCCGAAUGAGGUAUCCGUUCCAGAGGAGGAAGCUAUAUCGCCAGAGUCGUUAAUAUUGGUGCUUCGUACUAUGAAUAUUACAAAACAACGAGAUGAACGAAAAAUAAAUCAAGUACUAAAAUUAAUGUUUCCAAUUCUUGAAGAAUUUAGUCCAACUCAACUUUCUUUAACCGUUACAGAAUUGGCACGACUCAAGUGUACAAACACAGAUUUUCUAGGUAAACUAGCAAAACGUAUAAUUGAAUCAAAUGAUGAUUUAAGUGCUCUUGAUAUAUCGUUAACAGCUAUGAGCCUUGCUUAUUGUCCAGGUGUUUCACAUAAUAUAUUGCGUCGUGUCUUUCAAAUUGUAGAAGAAAGAAUGGGAGAAUUUCAACCUGAAGAUUAUGUUAACAUUCUAUACGCUCUUAAUGCGUUAGGACCAAAAUUUAUAGGAACUUUUCGUUCUCUAGUGGAAUGUGGUUUAGAACAUGUGGAGAAUAUGGAUGCUGUAACACUAACAAAUUAUCUUGUUUGUUUUAGUACAAUGGAUUAUAAAAAUCGUGAACAUGUUGAAAUUUACGCUGAUGCUCUUGUAGAAGUUGCCGUAGACCUUUCAGAAAGAGAAUUAAUACAAGCUUUUAUUGCAUUACAACGACUUCGAUUACUUAGUGAUUCUAUGUUUGGAACUAUGGCAUCUUGUACGCUUCGGUAUGUAUCUAAGAUGGAUCCACGUAAUAUUGCACCUGUAAUGGAUAUCUGUAGUACUGUACCUUAUCCAUCUGAUCCUUUAAUGCGAGCACUUAUGGAUCGUGCAGCGGAAUGUACUCGUCUUUUAACACCAAGUCAACUUGGGGAUAUCCUUGAUAUCAUAGGACUUUAUCCACCUGCACGUGAACAUCCACUUGUUCAUCUCUUUGGUAAACAAGCACGUUUACGUCUUGAUUUGAUGGGUCCUGAAGCCUUAGCUGGAGCUACACGUGGUCUUGCUAAUCUUGGCUAUGAUGAUCCAGAGUUCUAUAUACAGGCUGCUGAGACUGGGUUUCGCUAUGGUUUUAAGGACUGGUCAUUGUUAGAACCUAUACUCAUGGGUCUCAGUAUAACGGCACAAUGUCCACCUUAUAUGGUACGGGUACUUGGUUCGCAUAUGGCACCUAUGGCACGUUCAAUGAGCUUAGCAGAGAUUGAACGUGCUAAUCGAUAUAUGAAACGUCUUGGAUCUGAGGAUGAUUUUGUGUAUAAAGCUAUGGCAACACGUGUUUUACAUUUUGUUAAGGAAAUCACACCUGAUAUGCCAGAGGAAUUACAGAUUCUGCUCCAGAGGGGAGCUGUUGAGCCUAGUGCCACUUCAGGUGUUGUUUAG